Messenger RNA from Penicillium olsonii, 1845 nucleotides. Lineage: Eukaryota; Fungi; Ascomycota; Eurotiomycetes; Eurotiales; Aspergillaceae. The record is from the annotation of a GenBank genome assembly.
AUGGACCUGUCCGAUUCAGACAGCGAGUCUGACUCUGACGAGCAGGGUCUGCAGUUCAGAUCCAAAAAGCUCCAGCAAGCAGGGUCUUGGUACAAAUACGUCAAAGAGUUCCAAAUCUUCAUCCCUUUUCUGUUGCCGCGAGGGAAUAGAACUGUGCAGUCUUGCAUCUGCGUCGUCCUCGUCUGCCUGACAUUUAAUCGGGCUUUACACGUCCUUGUACCUCAUCUUCUUGGUCUUGCAGUCGACCAAGUCUCAUCCAACGAAGAGCCCCUCCAAGCCCUGGGGCUUUGGAUGCUUUUCGAGGUUUUCAACAGCGAAUCCGGCCUUGGAUAUGUGGAAGAACUAGCGAAAAUCCCUCUCAAACAGUUUUCCUAUCGUCAGAUCACCAAUGCGGCUUUUGACCAUGUCAUGCAGCUGUCAAUGGAAUUCCACUCAACUUGUGACUCUGCCGAAGUGAUGAAAGCCAUUGAACAAGGAGAAUCUUUGACUGGGCUAUUGGAGACAAUCAUUGUGUUCGUUGCGCCAACUUUUAUCGAUUUGGUCAUCGCAUGUGUCUACCUAGGCAUGAGGUUCAAUAUCUUUGCAUCAUUGGCAAUGGCGGUAGCUUCAGUGUCUUACAUCUCACUUGAAGUGUGGCUCUCCACUUGGAAUUUUGAAAACCGACGUGCAUUGACGAAAGCCAAGAGAGAGGAGACACGAGUCAUGCACCAAGCUGUGCAGGGGUGGAAAACAGUCGCCCUAUUUUCCGCCUUUUCUCACGAACGUGCACGAUUUGGAAGGCUUGUUGACUCCCAGCUUCUUGCCAAUAAGAAAUGGAGCCAGAGAGACGCUCUUCUCAAGGCCACGCUGGGGCUGAUGGUCCCUUUCACUUUCUUGGUGCUCUGUUGCUUGAUUCUUCGCGACGUCUCGAGAGGAACCGCGUCUGUGGGAGACUUCAUCUUCUUUACAAAGUACUGGGAGACCCUGAUUAACCCAUUGACAUUCCUCAGUCAGCAUUACCGCUGGCUUACAUCUGAUCUGAUAGAUGCAGAGCAUUUGCUUGAACUCCUCCAGACGCAGCCUACAGUGACCGAUAAAGAAACAGCCCAACCAUCGGUAAUUGAGAAAGGCGAAGUCAAAUUUCAGGAUGUUCACUUCGCCUACCCUUCGAGGAGCAACACUGUUGAAGGUGUUAGCAUCACAGCUAGACCCGGUCAGACUGUUGCAUUAGUUGGUGAAACAGGUGCUGGCAAGUCUUCGAUCAUGAAACUUCUCCGAUUUUACGAUAUCAAUUCCGGCUCCAUCAAAAUUGAUGGCCAGGACAUACGUGAUGUCACUCUGAAAUCCUUACGUGAAACAAUUGGUGUCGUGCCUCAAGAUCCCCUUCUCUUCAACGCCUCGAUUCUGGAAAACCUUCGCUAUGCAAACCACUCCGCUAGCGACGAGGAGAUAUACGAGGCUUGCAAGCUAGCUGCAAUUCACAGCAAAAUCCUCUGUUUCCCGAAACAAUACGACACCAGCGUUGGUGAACAGGGUGUCAAACUUUCAGGUGGCGAGCUACAGCGAUUGGCUAUCGCACGAGUCAUUUUGAAAAACCCGCCAAUUGUCAUCCUCGACGAAGCGACAAGUGCUGUCGAUACCAAUACUGAAACGGCAAUCCAAGCCUCAUUGGCUCAUCUUCAGAGCAAGCGCACGACAUUCGUUAUUGCUCACCGGCUAUCGACGAUCAUAAAUGCAGAUGAAGUUCCGGUCAUGCGUCAAGGAAGGGUUGUUGAACGUGGAACACAUGGCCAGUUGUUAGAGAAGCAAGGAAUGUAUCACAGCUUAUGGACGAGUCAGGCAAACGGAAGAGAAGAAACAUCAUAG